CUGGGGGCGUUGAGGCGGAGGAGGGGCGGGUGUGAACCGACAGACCCGUGCGCCGCGCCGCAGCCACUCAGCGAGCGUCCGCGCCCGGGGCAACCGCGAUGGCCGUGCGCUCCCGCCGCCCGUGGAUGAGCGUGGCAUUGGGGUUGGUGCUGGGUUUCACCGCCGCGUCCUGGCUCAUCGCCCCCAGAGUGGCCGAGCUGAGCGAGAGGAAGAGACGCGGUUCCAGCCUCUGCUCCUACUACGGCCGCUCCGCCGCUGGCCCCGGCGCGCAGCAGCCGCUCCCCCAGCCUCAUGCGCGGCCGUGGCCGGAGCAGUCGCCGCCCCCAGCGCGCCAGGAGCUCCAGGGGCCGCAGCUGCCUGAAGCAGCGCCCGGGGGAACCAAUUUUCGGAGCAGCCCCUGGCAGCAGCUACCUCCGCUGCAGCAGCGGCGACGAGGACGCGAGUCGGGAGGCGCGACGGGGCUCCCCGGAGCCCCGGUGGCCGAAGGGGAACCCGAGGAGGAGGACGGGGGUGCGGCCGGGCAGCGGAGAGGCGGCCGGCCCGGGAGUAGCCACAACGGCAGCGGGGACGGGGGCGCCACCGCCCCGAGCUCCCGACCCCGGGAUUUCCUAUACGUGGGGGUGAUGACCGCGCAGAAGUACCUGGGCAGUCGCGCGCUGGCGGCGCAGCGGACCUGGGCGCGCUUCAUCCCCGGCCGCGUGGAGUUCUUUUCCAGCCAGCAGCCUCCCAACGCCGGUCUUGGCCAACCCCCGCCACCCCUGCCUGUCAUCGAGCUACCUGGGGUGGACGACUCCUACCCUCCCCAGAAAAAGUCCUUCAUGAUGAUCAAGUACAUGCACGACCACUACCUGGACAAGUAUGAGUGGUUUAUGCGCGCCGACGACGAUGUCUACAUUAAAGGUGACAAGUUGGAAGAGUUUCUUAGAUCGCUGAAUAGCAGCAAGCCCCUCUACCUGGGUCAGACUGGCCUGGGAAAUAUAGAAGAACUGGGGAAGCUGGGGCUGGAGCCCGGGGAGAACUUCUGUAUGGGAGGACCAGGCAUGAUCUUCAGUCGCGAGGUUCUCAGGAGGAUGGUACCACAUAUUGGUGAAUGCCUCAGAGAAAUGUACACGACUCACGAGGACGUGGAAGUGGGAAGAUGCGUCCGACGUUUUGGUGGGACUCAGUGUGUCUGGUCGUAUGAGAUGCAGCAACUGUUCCAUGAAAAUUAUGAACACAAUCGAAAAGGUUAUAUCCAAGACCUUCACAAUAGCAAAAUCCAUGCAGCCAUAACACUUCAUCCAAACAAAAGACCCGCCUACCAAUACAGGCUUCAUAAUUACAUGCUCAGCCGCAAAAUUUCUGAACUUCGCUACCGCACCAUCCAGCUCCACCGGGAGAGCGCUCUGAUGAGCAAGCUCAGUAACAGCGAAGUGAGCAAAGAAGACCAGCAGCUGGGAGUGAUGCCUUCUUUCAACCACUUCCAGCCUCGAGAGAGAGAUGAAGUGAUAGAAUGGGAGUUCCUGACGGGAAAGCUCCUUUACUCGGCAUCUGAGAACCAGCCUCCUCGACAAAACAUCAACAGCAUUCUGAGAACAGCACUGGAUGACACUGUCCUGCAGGUGAUGGAGAUGAUCAAUGAGAAUGCCAAGAGUAGAGGACGGCUCAUUGACUUCAAGGAAAUUCAGUAUGGCUACCGCAGGGUUGAUCCCAUGCAUGGGGUGGAGUACAUUUUGGAUUUACUCCUUUUAUACAAAAGACACAAAGGGAGGAAACUGACUGUCCCAGUAAGACGUCAUGCCUAUCUCCAGCAGCUGUUCAGCAAGCCUUUCUUUAGAGAAAUUGAAGAGCUGGAUGUCAACACUCUUGUAGAGAGCAUUAACAGUGACACGCAGUCAUUCUCCUUUAUAUCUAAUUCUUUAAAGAUACUAUCUUCUUUUCAAGGUGCCAAAGAAAUGGGAGGGCACAGUGAAAAGAAAAUACACAUUCUUGUUCCUCUCAUUGGAAGGUAUGACAUUUUUUUGCGAUUCAUGGAGAACUUUGAAAACACUUGUCUUAUCCCAAAGCAGAAUGUAAAGCUGGUCAUCAUCCUUUUCAGUAAGGAUUCUGGCCAAGAUUCCUCCAAGCAUAUUGAGCUGAUACAGGAAUAUCAAAACAAGUACCCUAAAGCAGAAAUGACCCUGAUCCCCAUGAAGGGGGAGUUUUCCAGAGGUCUUGGUCUUGAAAUGGGAUCUUCCCAGUUUGACAAUGAUACUUUGCUGCUAUUUUGUGAUGUUGACUUGAUCUUCAGAGGAGACUUUCUCCAACGAUGUAGAGACAAUACAAUUCAGGGACAACAGGUGUAUUACCCCAUCAUCUUUAGCCAGUAUGACCCAAAGGUAACCUACGGGGGAAAUCCUCCUCCUGAUGAUGACUUUGCCUUCUCAAAGAAGACUGGAUUUUGGAGAGACUAUGGAUAUGGAAUUACCUGUAUUUAUAAAAGUGAUCUUCUGGGUGCAGGUGGAUUUGAUACCUCAAUACAAGGCUGGGGACUGGAAGAUGUAGAUCUCUACAAUAAAGUUAUUCUAUCUGGCUUAAGGCCCUUCAGAAGUCAAGAAGUAGGAGUGGUGCAUAUUUUCCAUCCGGUUCAUUGUGACCCUAACUUGGACCCUAAGCAGUAUAAGAUGUGCUUAGGAUCCAAGGCAAGUACUUUCGCCUCAACCAUGCAACUGGCCGAACUGUGGUUGGAAAAACACUUGGGUGUCAGGUACAAUCGAACUCUCUCCUGACAGUCCAGGCAACACAUUUUGCCUUUUUAAAGGGGAGUUUACCUCAUUGUUGGUUGUUGUUAUUUUUAUUUUAUUAUUAUUUUUAUUAUUAUAAUUAUUAUUGUUAUAAUUUUAUUUUGUUGUCCUGGUCUUAAACUACUCUUGGUUGUCUUCCAAAGGGUGUUUGUUGACCUCAAACAAGAAGAGUCUGCAGUUCACUGAUAUUUCAGAUUUCUACUGAAGUCAAUGUGUGUAUUACUUUUGUAUAUCGUUAUUUGAGAUUGAGUUAAAUCGUGGCAAUCAAAUGACUUUUGAAGCUCAUUCAUCACGAGAGACAGCUUAGAAGAAUGUUCUCUUGGGGCUUAAAGAUGCAAUAUCGACUUUUCUUUUGUUUGUCAAAUUCAAUGUGAUACGAAUAUUUACUGGUGAAAGGUACCACAAAAGUGCUUUAUGCUUCCUUGAGGAAGGGACUCUGUAACAUAAACUUGAGUUUUGUAAUUUAUACAAGGACUUAAAUAUAUAGACAAUAAUUUUCUUCAUCUUUAGAAUUUUUAAAGUAAAUGAACACUUAUGAUUGUAUGUUUAUUUUUUAAAAAAAGUUUUAAAAAUUGAGGAGUUUUGUUCCACAAGCAACCGGUACUGGCUACCCUGGUCUUAUGACAAUUAUGUGCUCCUCACAACUGUCUGCUAUAAAUGCGAAUGAACUUUAUUUUCUCAAGGAAAUAUGAUUUAAUUAAAUAUUCAUGUACAUUUUAGAAGCUUUAUGAAACAAUGUCCUUCAUUUGCUGGCAAGAAGAUAAACUAUGACAGAACCUGGUUAUUUAUAAUAAAACACAGGUAUAACAGUAUUCUUUUUCAAAAACACUGAACAAUGUGUGUUGUUUCCUUUUAGUCAUAUUUGAUGUAUUUACUGGUCAUAGUCACCAACACGUGCUUGCUACACAGGCUGGAAAAGUUAAUAAGAGACACGGGCGUGCUAUUUGUAUCAUCAGGCUUUAAGAUCUAGCCUUCAUCAGUGAUGAAAAUGAGCCGUUUUAUAUUUAGUCAUUUACAGUCCAGGGUAAGUAUUCUUCCUCAGUCUCAGCUUCAUGAUCACACGGAAGCACAAACAGGUCAGAAAUGGUCUUUAAUAUGGGUUGGAAGAUGACGCAAAGAUACAAAGACAAAUGGGGGAAAUUGUGAAUAUAAAAUUAGUUUUAUGACUGUAAUAUUGCAGUUUGUGGAACACAGGGAAAUAUCAUUUAAUUUCAUAUAUCGUUCUUCUUUAAAACUGACUCAUUGGUGCCCAGUUUGUGAAAAAAAUAUAAUCUUAUUCAAGAAAUGUAAGAAAAAAGUGAAAAUCUGUACAAGAAGAUCUUAGGAGGGCGUAUUUUUAAAAUUUCAUUUUGUAAAUAGGGAAUGCCUUUGCAUAGUUCCCAAAUCAAACACAAAUUUUAAAUAUCUGUAGCUGUCAGUCUCACUCCCUCUUCCCCCACACCUGUCCUCAGUCCCACGUAAUCGCCAUUGUAAGUGUCUGUAUGUCUGUGUGCAUGGCUUUCUAAUGUUUCAUAAGCAGAAAAGACAUUAGUUUUUCACAUUUUGUACACACGGUUCUACCCUUUGGUUUUCUUUUAUAACAUAAGAACACUAAAAUUUGCAUCAAAACUGAUUUGAAGGCUGUGUUAAGUUGUUAUCAUUAUUUGGAACUGAUUGCCAGGAGGCCGUCUAGCAUUUGCCUUAGUACUGAGUUCCUUACAUGGUAACAAUCUCAUUUAGUGAAGACAUUUUGGAUCAGCAACACCAUGGGAGCGCUAGGGCACGGGAUUGGUCCCCGGCCAGGUACAGGGGGUUAAGGAUCUGAUGUUGCCACAGCUGCAGCUUAGUUAAUGGCUGUGGCUCAGCUCUGAUCCCUGGCCCAGGAGUACCACAUGCUGUAGGGCAGCCAAAAAUAAAAAUAAUGGUAAUAAUAAUAUUGCUUAAUAUUGUGGCCAAGUAUCAUCCAUGGAACUUUCUUUGACUAAAAACACAUAAUCUUCAUAAUGUUAAGAUUCAUUGGAAAGGAAUUAAUGGCACUUUAGAUGGUAAAAAUCUUGACAAGGCCAACAGUUCAGACUUGAUCUCUGCUCUCAUGUUGUCUCCAGCCUUCAGUCUAAUAGCUUAUUUUCCUACUUUAUGUUUCUUAGCUCCUUUGCAAGUUGUAUUUUGCUGACAGUAAAUAUAUUAACAUUCAAUAAAGAUAGUCAUUGGGGAAGAUCUAUUACUAAAUAAUAGUCAUUAAUGAUUUUAUUGAUGGAGAAAAGACAUCAGGGUCUGUUCUUUAACUUAAAUGAC
This is a messenger RNA of Sus scrofa (pig), 5036 nucleotides long. RefSeq names its product chondroitin sulfate synthase 3 (gene CHSY3). The record is from RefSeq and is a predicted model, not a curated record. Gene Ontology annotation, cellular component: Golgi cisterna membrane. NCBI's taxonomy places the organism in Eukaryota, Metazoa, Chordata, Mammalia, Artiodactyla, Suidae. Gene Ontology annotation, molecular function: glucuronosyl-N-acetylgalactosaminyl-proteoglycan 4-beta-N-acetylgalactosaminyltransferase activity.